CGUCUCAAAUCCGGAAUGGAAAGAAGUCCAGUGGGUCAUUUUGGCAAGAGUCUGGAGAUGGGAUGCAUAAAGGGUGAUCAGAGGAGUCAAAUUGUUGGGAUCCAUGACCACUGCACUUUCAUCUGUUCCAGGGGCCUUCAUUGAUGGAAUCCAUUGGUAUUCUGGGCCAGUCAUGGAUCCAAUUCCUCUCUGUUCUUUGAGAUGUACAUUGGAAGCUUCUGAAAUUUUAAUGAAGACACCAGAUCCGAGAAAGAGGCAGCCAGUGACAGGUGUGAAUUUGCAGGGCGCACAAGCAUCUGCCUGAGCUCCUGGUUCCCUGCAGAGUCUCCGAAGCAGCUGGGCACGGAGGCCCAAUGGCAACCGGAACCUGACCCGCUUAGACUUGGAAGAGAAUCCAAAGUGGUGACUGUAAGACGUCAGGCUUCCAAACUGCCGGGAUCUCAGGGGCUUACGUACUGUGUGACCCUCUAGCUCCUGGAAGAAGAACCUGAGAGUGAGCGGGGCUGUUGCCAGGAUGACUCAGGGAUUCUGGAAGGUCUACAAGGCCAAAGUUUUACAGACCCUUGGCGGAGAGCUGCCGGAAGAGGAACUCCAGGAUGAGAGAGAUAACCCUGAACUGAUGGAAACCACAGACUCAACCCUGCUGACAGAGGAGGGGUCAAAUCCUGUUUCUCAGCUGGCACGGCGGGUCCAGGGAGUUGGAGUCAAAGGCUGGAGAAGUGUCUCAUCUUUGUUCAGCCGGGAAGAUGAACAUAAGUUGCUGGCUCCUGAGCCUUGUCCCGACCACCCACUGGCAGCCAGGCCAGAAGAGGACUCCCCUUCUGAAAAGAAGACAUCUGGCCUUUGGGAUGUCUUUGCCACAAAGUGGCAGCAAACCUCAGCUCUGGAAAAGGCAGCUUCGAAGGCUGAGAGUGGAGACCAGAUGUCUGAGGGCAUUGUGGCAUCUGGAGAAACGGCAGUUGAGGAAGCCAGCUGCACCAGCCUGGACAACGACCUCCGAGAAGCUGAAGGGGUGGCCUUCAAGUGGAGCUUCCUGACCAGCAAGCUGGCCGAGAUAAAGAACAAAAGUGCCUCUAAGAGCAACUAGGAAUGAACGUGAAAGAAAUGGACUUUCUGACAUAAGACAACCUAUUUCCAUGCAGGGCAAGCGUUUUUAGCCUCCCCGCACCCCUGCUUCUCCAGGAUUUUUUGGCAGAACAGUCAGAGAUGAUGUGAAAGUCCCAGGGCCAGAGCUCAGCGUUAUUUAACCCUCAAAACAUUAGGAUGCCCCAAAUGUGUGUGUCUCGUGUAUCAAACCAUAUCCAUUCCAUCUCUCCCCUUCUCUGAACAUUGUUUUCUUGAGAUAAAAAAAUAGACAGGUUGAAGCUUCUGCCAGAGGUUUUAUGCCCAGCAAGGA
This is a messenger RNA of Lacerta agilis (Sand lizard), 1396 nucleotides long. RefSeq names its product chromosome 8 C1orf232 homolog (gene C8H1orf232). The record is from RefSeq and is a predicted model, not a curated record. Bases 515 to 1087 code for a protein of 190 amino acids. The transcript has 4 exons. NCBI's taxonomy places the organism in Eukaryota, Metazoa, Chordata, Lepidosauria, Squamata, Lacertidae. Gene Ontology annotation, biological process: spermatogenesis.